CGAAAAUCAAUACCCCUUCAAGAGCCACGAAACAAGCCAUCGCCAUCUCCUUGCCGAUUAUCACUAUCAAGACAAAAGAGUUGCGGCACGAUGCUCCCCUCAUUACUCUUCGCGUCGGCGCUGGUCGCCUCCACCCGGGCUGCCCCCGCAUAUCCCAAGUUCGACGCAGCCUCUAGCGCCCCGGACGACAUCCGUGCCCUCUCCGACUACUUCAACCUCCUAGCCUCCAAGGUUCACGACAGUCGGAUACUGGACGUCGCACCGGUCUGCGAUCUCUCCCAAGUCCCACAGCCAGCAGGUGCCGCCGACCUCCCGUCGCCGUCAGCCGGCCUCAGCCUGCGCCACAUCGCGAUCGGGCGGGGCACGCAGAACUACACGUGCGACGGCGCCACGCCGGACGCGGCGCCGCAGGCGGCUGGCGCCGUGGCGAUGCUCUUCAACGCCUCGUGCCUGGUGGCGACCAGCGCGGACCUGGCGGCGGCCCUGACGCGGGCGGCGCUGCGGUUCGACGUGGCGCAGAGCCGGGCGGCCGGCGAGCGCCUGGUGCCGUCGGACCUGCCGCUGAGCGGGCUGCACUUCUUCGCCGACGCCACCACGGCGCUCUUCAAGCUCGACGUGUCGCCGGCCGUGCAGCUGGGCGAGCUGCCGUGCGGCAAGAACGCGAGCGUGCCCGCCCCGCCCGCCGACGCCGCCGCCUCCAGGGGCCUGCAGGGCGAGCCGCCGGUGCCCUGGCUCAAGCUCACCGCCAAGCCCGGCGCCACCGGCGGCCUGCAGGAGGUCUUCCGCUUCCAGACCGUCGGCGGCAGCCCGCCCGCCACCUGUCGCGGCAUGCCGGAGGAGUUCCAGGUCGACUACGCUGCACAGUGAGUUCCCCCCUCCCCUCCCCUUGCUGUUCGCAGUUGUCGUAAAUGAAGAAGAGGGUUUUAACGGAUAUGGGAAUAGAUACUGGUUCUAUGCCAAGUAAAAACGUCGCUAGGGAGACUGGAAGACAAAGAAAAAAAUAAAGAUAAGGCUCGGGAGGCUGUACAUACAUAUCAUCAUUUUUUUUAACGGAAGACAUAGUCAUUGAUGCAUGGGUGCGGGCGUUCCGGUGCUGGGAUAUUACUCGGGGUACGGGGUACUCAAUGUUUUAUCUUUAACUAGAAUCUAGCGCUUCUGUUCGGGUUAAGCGAGUCUGCCUGGGGCAAUGAAGCAGCCGGAGGGGUCGCAGGUUCAACCUCGGGUUGGAGAAACUGUUGCGCACUUGCUGCGUCUUGCACAUAUUAGUGUAGUCGAUACAACAGAAAGUACAUACAAAUCUGGAUCUCAACCGUCCUGGGCCAUGGGAAGUGUAGACUAAUUAAUUAGCACCUUAC
This is a messenger RNA of Thermothelomyces thermophilus ATCC 42464, 1355 nucleotides long. RefSeq lists its product as uncharacterized. The coding region runs from base 91 to 867 and encodes 258 amino acids. The transcript is spliced from 2 exons. The record is from RefSeq and is a predicted model, not a curated record. Lineage: Eukaryota; Fungi; Ascomycota; Sordariomycetes; Sordariales; Chaetomiaceae.